Messenger RNA from Salvia splendens (bonfire salvia), 345 nucleotides. Its product is annotated as B3 domain-containing protein Os01g0723500-like. The record is from RefSeq and is a predicted model, not a curated record. The transcript is spliced from 2 exons. Lineage: Eukaryota; Viridiplantae; Streptophyta; Magnoliopsida; Lamiales; Lamiaceae. Bases 1 to 345 code for a protein of 114 amino acids. Gene Ontology annotation, molecular function: DNA binding.
AUGUCAAUAGAAAAACCUUCAUUUUUCAAGGUUCUUGCCACUUUGGAUUUCACAAAAGAGCUGCUGAGAGCCGAUGAUGAUUCAGGAAGAAGUUGGGGCGUGAAAGUGGAAAGAUUGAGUGAUGGCUUGUUUGCCUUCACCGACGGCUGGCCCAAGUUCGCCGAAGAUGCUGCUCUCCGCCUCGGAGAAUUUCUCGUCUUCUUCCUCCUGCCGCCUUCCAACUUCAACGUAGUCAUCUACGGGACUAGCUUUCUUCAGAGAGAGAUCCCAACACCUUCGUCUCCCCUCGUUGACCGAGUGGCCGAAAGCAGUAAGAGGAGAAGAGGGAAACCAUCACAACCCUAG